AACUAACUCCUUUUAAUAUACCAUAUUACAAAAUAGUAAAAGUAUAUGUUAUAUGUUAAAAGAAGGGAUUGCUCUUUAUUUUUCUUCAUCCCCUUAAGCUCCAAAAAAAGCUUUAAAAAAUGAAUAUAUUGAAUAUUAAAUCAUAAAAUAUGUAACUCAAAUUCAUACUAUAAGCCAUUAAAUAAAUAAAACUCUCUUCAUUAUAUUCCUCCAAAAUCAAUAUUCUUUCUUUUGAUCUCUCUCAAUAAUAAACAAACAUAUCAUACAUAAAAUCAGCACAUCCAACAAGCCAAAGAGAACAAACCAGACAUACAGUCCCACAGCCACAGAAAGAAGAAAUGCAAGAUCUUUUCCCUGUUCCUUCUUGCUUCUCCUCAUCAAUCUCCAGCAACAGCCUCUUCUCCUCCUCCUCCUCCUUCCCCUCCCCCAAACUCGCCCAAAACUUAGUCAUCCUCAUCUACCGCACCAAAGCAGCCGGCCACUUCACCCUCAUCACCAUCACAUGGUGCCGAAACCUCCUCACACGAGGCCUCUCCAUCUCCAUCAAUGGCGACAAUCAAACCAACAGUAGUUGCAAAGUAGAGAUGCGGCCAUGGCAUUUCUGGCGCCGCCAUGGCUCUAAGCGUUUCACCAUUCAAGGAAAUAAGCCAGUCGACGUUAUUUGGGACCUCAGAAACGCCAAAUUCUGCGAUGAAGAUAACUCCUCACCAGAGCCUUUGUCUGAUUACUAUGUCGCAGUUGUUUCAGACAAUGAAGUGGUUCUGCUUCUUGGUGAUCUUAAGAAGGAAGCUUACCGGAGAACAGGCUCGCCGCCUGCUGUUAUUGAAGCUAUGCUGGUUUCAAAGAAAGAGCAUGUGUUUGGGAAGAAGAGAUUUGUUACACGAGCUAAGUUUGAUGAGAAAGGGAGAUUCCAUGAGGUUUCUAUAGAGUGUGAAAUAAGCUCCUCUGUCAUGAAUAUGGAGUCUGAAAUGGUGAUCAAGAUUGAUGGGAUGGAAGUGGUUCAUGUGAGGCAUUUGCAGUGGAAAUUUAGAGGGAAUGAGAUAAUUUCUUUGAGUAAGGUGAAGCUGGAAGUGUACUGGGAUGUUCAUGGUUGGCUUUUUACCCCGGCUAGUGGGUUAAGGCAUGCAUUGUUCAUAUUCAAGCCAUCAUUAUCUUCUUCUUCUUCUUCUUCUUCUUCUUCUUCUUUGAGUUCUCUGAUGGGAGGAAAUGGAUGUAGUAGUUAUUCUGAUUUCUGUCUUUUUCUGAACGCUUGGAAGCUGGUUGAGUGAUGUGAUGGCUUUGUUGGGAUUGGUUGAUUUGUAAGUGAUUCGAUAAAAGCUUUUAUCAAGCUAAUAGAAAGGUAACUGACAGAAUUCAAUGCGUGGUGGAGUCGAUGAAAAUUCUUUCAUGUUUGUGUAAGAACUUUAUUAUUAUUAUGAUUGUAUGAUCCGAGUUUUUAAUUGGAAAGACUGCAAUGCCU
Messenger RNA from Dendrobium catenatum, 1459 nucleotides. RefSeq lists its product as uncharacterized. Lineage: Eukaryota; Viridiplantae; Streptophyta; Magnoliopsida; Asparagales; Orchidaceae. The transcript has a single exon. The record is from RefSeq and is a predicted model, not a curated record. Bases 339 to 1268 code for a protein of 309 amino acids.